Messenger RNA from Fusarium fujikuroi IMI 58289, 1386 nucleotides. RefSeq lists its product as uncharacterized. Lineage: Eukaryota; Fungi; Ascomycota; Sordariomycetes; Hypocreales; Nectriaceae. The record is from RefSeq and is a predicted model, not a curated record.
AUGGAUCGUCUGCCACCCUCGAGCUACCCGCAAUCCCAUCCAUUGGUACCAUAUCUACAGGCUCCCGAGUAUGACGAUCAAGGGUUUGAGGGAUUCCCUUUGCGGCAAGGCUACGAUACUGAUAAAAUUCUGCUUGGUGACUACUCAGGUCACUCUCUUCAUGAAAUCGAGGCAUUUUCGCAAAGUUGGUUGUUUUUUGGCCUGCUGAGCCAAGUUCUUGACUGCACAAUCACACAGACCGACUUUAUCAUGGAAAAUGAAAAGCACGGUCAAGUAUUGACUACCCGCUUAUUCCCCCUCCUGCGAGACGCACGACGCGACAGAGAAGAGACAUGGCUAUUCGAUAAAAAGCAAACUUGGUAUAAUUCGUGCUUUGCAGCGGUGAAGAAAGCAAGAAGCUAUAUUAGUCAACUGGCCACAACUGCCUACCGCCAGGGCACUUCCAUGGUCUUCGCCCUGAAGUCGAACUCUCCUUAUCCAUCAUGCACCUUGACAUACGAGACAGCUCAUAUGAUGAGCUCAGGGAUCCCAGUUAGACCGAUCCUAGCUGAAGGAGAUAUAAUGGCAAAUUACGUGCUUGUGGAUAAGAUGCUCUCGGAUGGUUGGUGUGAAAGCCACGCGCACAUGCUGGCAUCUCAAAUGGACGCCGCGGCCAUGUACUACAUCGGAACACUGGGCCCACCCAUGGUCAAAAAGGAUCACAUCCGAUGUUCUAAUGAGAAGUGCGAAGCCGACCAGGUUAUAGAGAGCGAGUAUGUCACCAGCCACAGAACAAAGGAUUGCAACUGUGAGCAUAUAGGGCCCGAUAUGGGUAAAGUCACUGAAUGUCUGGGAAACGAAAGAUUUCCUUACAUCGAACUUACCGUUCAAAGGAAUCAACUAUCUGGAACUCCCAAAACUGGAAAUUCUUCGACAAUAAGGAUGAAGGUGGUUCCUUUUGAAGUCGGGAAGCAUUAUAUUGCACUGUCACAUGUCUGGUCGGGAGGACUUGGUAAUCCGCACGGCAACACACUGCCCAAGUGCCAGCUUAUCUGGAUUCAUGAGAAAAUUGCAGCCUUACCUCAUGAUUUGGAAAGAAAUGAUGAUACAGUUUCUUUCUGGAUGGACACGCUGUGUGUACCACUACAACCUGAGUCAGCAAGACGUGGGGCUAUUCGUUUCAUGCAUCGAACCUAUGCUAAAGCAACCGCGGUCCUGGUGUUGGAUCAGGAGCUCCUCCUGUCUACUAUGCAAUGGGUUAAUGAGGAGCAGUUGAUGAAAGUCGCUGGUUCUAGUUGGCUCAGACGCUUGUGGACCUAUCAAGAAGGAACCUUAGCUCCAUCUAUCUUUUUCCAAUUCAUGGAACGCGCUGUCUCAAUCGAAGACCUUUGGAACCCUAUUUACUAG